GUAAUAAUAAUUAGUAUUAUUAUUUAUUGUUGUAUUUAUAAAAUUUUUUAUUACAAAAUGAAUUUAAUUUUAUGAAUGAAAUUAUAUUCCGACCAAAAUACGACACCUAAGGGUGCUAGGGCAGUGAACUCGUAUUCCAGAAGCACUAAAAAUAACUCUCAUUCAUUAAGUCUUUCUUCUCCCGUAAAACUCACGGCACGUGACAAGCAGUGACGGACCUCACGGUUGUCAAGUUCACGUGGGGUUGACGGACACGGGCAGGAACAGAGGAAAGGUCAAGACAGAAAUACGGACACACCGCACUGUCUUCCAUUCGUUCUAGACGUCACGAUGAAUCAAUGAUCAUUGCCCUGGGCGAAAUUUUUCUUAGGUGCGCUCGUCAAGCUUCUGCACUUGAUGGUGAUCAAUUCAUGAACAGUAGCGUUGACUAUUUAGAGCGCAUCUUAAUUAUAAAUAUCAGCUUUUCCCUGUCCCAAUUCCCUUCACAAUUACAAUUACAAUUACGUUCUCUUUUACACAUUAGUGUUAAGCAUCCAAUAGGCCAGAGAUCCUCCUCCCUCUGUUCGUCAGCCAUGUUUGACCUUCAGCUCUCAACCACCCUCCUCCUCUUUCUUCUACCUCUCAUUUCCUUCCUCUUCCUCAACCUCACUGCUUUUCUUAGAAAAAAUUCACCUUCUGUGCCCGGUAAGCUUCCCAGAUCUUACCCUUUGAUUGGUUCCUCUCUUGCACUCUCUGCCAACAAAGACAGGCGAAUCCAAUGGAUUGCGGAUAUCUUGAUGAACUCCCCCUCCUCAACCUUCCUCCUCCAACGCUCCCUCGGCCUUCGCAACAUCUUCACCGCAAACCCCUCCAAUGUCCAGCACAUCCUCAAGACCCAUUUCCAUCUCUACCAAAAAGGCGGCUUCUUCCGAGACACUCUGCAAGACUUUCUCGGCGACGGCAUCUUCAACGCCGACGGCGAGACCUGGAAGUUGCAAAGACAGGUUUCCAGCCAUGAAUUCAACACCAAGUCGUUGCGUAAUUUCAUCGAAAACGUGGUGGACGCUGAGCUCUCCGACCGCCUCCUCCCCAUCCUAUCCGCUGCGGCCAAGAACAAAACUGUCCUCGAUUUUCAAGAUAUCUUUCAAAGAUUUGCUUUCGACAAUGUUUGUAAGAUUGCGUUCGGAUAUGAUCCUGGGUACUUGUCUCCAUCUCUUUCCCAAGAAAAAUUUGCGCAGGCUUUCGAAGAUGCCACCCAAAUCAGCAGCGACAGAUUCAAUUCGAUCUUUCCACUUGUGUGGAAACUGAAGAAACUUUUCGAUAUCGGAUCCGAGAAGCAACUCCGAAUGGCAAUAAAUGAAGUGCGCGAAUUCGCAAAACAAGUCAUCGAAGAAAAGAAACAAGAGUUGAGAGAAAAGUCUUCUCUCGAAUCCGUCGAUCUUUUGUCUCGGUUUUUGAGUUCGGGACAUUCAGAUGAAAACUUUGUCACGGAGAUAGUCAUCAGCUUCACACUGGCGGGUCGGGACACGACCUCUUCGGUUCUAACGUGGUUGUUCUGGCUUAUCUUCCGCAGCCCAGAGAAGGAAGAAAAAAUUCUCGCAGAGAUCAGAGAGAAAUCGGAAGCAACAGUUUACGAGGAAGUGAGGGAUCUGGUGUACACGCACGCGUCGCUCUGCGAGACCAUGAGGCUGUACCCGCCGGUGCCGGCCAGCACGAAGGAAGCGAUCGCGGACGACGUGUUGCCGACCGGAGAGGUGGUGAAGAAGGGAACGCGGGUGACAUAUCAUCCAUACGCGAUGGGGAGGUUGGAGGAGCUGUGGGGGGUGGACUGGGCGGAGUACAAGCCGGAGAGGUGGUUGGAGAGGGACUCAAUAGGGGGAAAGUGGAGCUUUGUCGGGAGGGACUCGUACUCCUAUGCAGUGUUUCAGGCGGGGCCGAGGAUAUGUUUGGGGAAGGACAUGGCGUUCUUGCAGAUGAAGAGGGUGGUGGCGGGGGUUUUGCGGCGGUUUCGGGUGGUGCCGGCGGCUGGAGAAGGCUAUGAGCCGGUUUUUAUUUCUUACAUGACUUCUAAAAUGAAAAACGGCUUCCCGGUGAGGAUUGAGGAAAGGGCGGACGCUUGAGGCAGAUGAGGUCAAAUUAAUAAAAUCAAGUCAGCCCUCAAUAUAUAUAUAUAUAUAUAUAUAUCUGUGUGUGUGUGUGUGUGUGUGGAAUUAGUGUGUUCUACUAUUUAUAAUUAUAAAUUAGGUUCGUUGUGUUUCUUAA
This is a messenger RNA of Malania oleifera, 2241 nucleotides long. RefSeq names its product cytochrome P450 94A1-like. The record is from RefSeq and is a predicted model, not a curated record. The transcript has a single exon. Lineage: Eukaryota; Viridiplantae; Streptophyta; Magnoliopsida; Santalales; Ximeniaceae. The coding region runs from base 339 to 2099 and encodes 586 amino acids. Gene Ontology annotation, molecular function: heme binding; monooxygenase activity; oxidoreductase activity, acting on paired donors, with incorporation or reduction of molecular oxygen.